Molecule: messenger RNA, 648 nt
Organism: Andrographis paniculata
Lineage: Eukaryota; Viridiplantae; Streptophyta; Magnoliopsida; Lamiales; Acanthaceae
Product: SKP1-like protein 10
Exons: 2
Coding region: 172-573 (133 amino acids)
Biological process (GO): SCF-dependent proteasomal ubiquitin-dependent protein catabolic process
Cellular component (GO): cytoplasm; nucleus
Molecular function (GO): cullin family protein binding
Source: RefSeq, a predicted model, not a curated record
GACGACGCCAUUGGAGACUCGAGCUUGAGCUUCACAGGGAACGUAAACUGUUCAGAGGAAUGUAGAAUUCUAAGAAGCUCUGACGGUAAAGAAUUCAAGAUCUCCAAAUCUAUUGCCUUGCAAUCAUCCAUCAUCGCAAAUUUAUUGGAUUUGGAAGAAGAGGGAGAUUUAAUGGGAAAAGAGAGAAGAACGAAUGUAAUUCCACUCCCCGAAGUCGAUGGAGUAACUCUCGAGAGGAUAAUUGGUUUCCUGAAGAUAUAUACGGAAGAAUCUUUUCAGCAAUUCACUGUUCAAGAAAAGAAAAAACGUUGUGAUGAGUUUUUCGCCAAUUGUAAGUUCAAUGAUUUCCUCACCCUUGCUUCGGCCUCGAAUUAUAUGGGAGCUCAGGUGGUUUUAGACGAAGCUUGUCAGAGGACAGCUGAUAUGAUGAAAAAUAAAAGUGUGGCGUGGGUGAGAAAAAAUUUUGGAAUUAAAAAUAAUUUUACGCCCGAAGAGGAAGAGGCGAUGAGAGAGAAACAUGAAUGGGCUUACGAGGGAGUCGAUCCUGAUGAUGAUGAAGAAGAUAUCAUUUGAUUAAUAUGAAAAGAAAUAUCGCGUUUGUUAGAGGUUUUAGCUUGUUUGAUUUUAAUUGAGUUUUAAGUUUUUAUU